Molecule: messenger RNA, 1239 nt
Organism: Oldenlandia corymbosa var. corymbosa
Lineage: Eukaryota; Viridiplantae; Streptophyta; Magnoliopsida; Gentianales; Rubiaceae
Source: the annotation of a GenBank genome assembly
UCGGGCUUCAUCCAGUCACUCUCUCUCUCUCUCUCUCCCUCUCCCUCAUCAUCCUCUGCAUUUUCUCUCUCUAAAACUAAGAAAAGACCCAAACCCGUUUACCCAUGGAUCGCCGGUCAAGUCUAGCCGUUGUGCUCUUCUGCAUUGUCGUUGCCACCGUCGGAGGUCAAUCUCCGGCAGCUGCUCCUGCCAAGGCUCCUUCAGCUGCCACCAUUAUUACCACUCCCCCUCCAGCUACUGCUCCUUCCACCUCCAAACCCGCUGCCCCGGUGACUGCUCCGGUUGCUUCUCCACCUACCUCUACUGCCACUCCCCCUGUUUCUGCUCCGGUCAGUUCGCCGCCGACCGCCGUACCCGUUCCCAUUUCUUCACCGCCUGCCGUCGCUCCGGUGAGCGCACCACCAGCUCCAGUGCCGGUGAGCUCCCCUCCUGUUCCUGCUCCGGAGGUCGCCACCCCACCUGCCACCACUUCUCCUCCCGGAGAAGCUCCUGCUCCUACUACUUCCGAGCCACCGGCCACCGCCCCUGCUCCUGCUGCCGGGAAGAAGAAGGGAAAGCACAAUGCACCAUCCCCUGCUCCCACCCCCGAGCUUAUGGGCCCACCAGCUCCUCCAUCUGAAGCUCCCGGACCUAGCUCCUCGUCUGAAGCCCCUGCUCCAGCUCUUAAUGACAACAGCGGAGAGAAAUUGAAGGUGGUAGGAAGCUUGGUAUUGGGAUUGGCCUUACUUGGCAGCCUCUUCUUCUAGAGAUUGAGAGAGACUUGUUAGAGAGCCAGAAGAGAAGAACAUCGUGUGCAUUUGUCCUCAUCAUCUUUUGCCAUUUUGAUGUGUUAACAUUGUUAUUCCCUGUUUUGGGGGGUCUUAUGAUGUUCAUUUAUUCUUAUUUUGAUUGUGAGAAGAGGAGGCAGAUCUUGAUUUGGAUAUCAUUCUUAAUUUUAGGCCACAUUGGCUUUUGUUCAUUCUUUUGUUGUUACUACUUUCUUUUCUGUGGGGAACCAGACAUCAUCGUAGUUGUAUUCUGUUUCACUGAUUUUGUAUUGUACUACUCCCCCCUAUAUAUAUAUUUAUUCCAAAACAGUUCCUUUCUUUUCCCUUUACUCUGUUUCAUGUAUUCUUUUGUUUUUGUUUCUAGUAUUUCCGAAUCUUCCUCUGGAAGGUCAAACUGUUAAGCUCCUUAAUUUUCUCAUUUAAAAAGACUUAAAAAAGACUAUUUUAUCCUUUUUUUUUAAAAAAAAAAAGG